Molecule: messenger RNA, 2838 nt
Organism: Cyclospora cayetanensis
Lineage: Eukaryota; Apicomplexa; Conoidasida; Eucoccidiorida; Eimeriidae
Exons: 10
Coding region: 1-2838 (945 amino acids)
Source: RefSeq, a predicted model, not a curated record
AUGCUUCAUGUACUAGAGGCCACUAAUCAAUCAAAAAGCAGCGGACUUAGCUGGGAGCUACGGCACAAAACGGGCAGUGUAUGUUUCUCUUCACUGAAUGUGACUGCUUACCCUGCAUGCAAAGCCCCCAUCUCCAUAGAGUCUUCUGGGCAGCAUAAUGAGGAGUUGUGGUUGUUCGAUUUGUCACUGGCUUCAGCCGCAGCCGCCGCAUCCCAUCCAACAGCCGAUAGCAGAUAUGGAGAGCAGGUUUCGGCUCCUAUAAGGAGUUGUCAUUGCAUUUUCCAGUAUCAGACAAGGCUGUGGAAGUGCGCAGAGCCUUCCCCCUCCACCGGGCCUGAUGGGGUCUUUACGUCGUUAGGUUCCAUGAAUGCUCUUUUCCUGCGACAUCUCCUGCAUCCCCGCGGCACCUCGCGCACUGGCGAGACCAUGCCGACACGAUGUGUACGGUGUGCAGCAGCUGCUGCUCCCCGCCUUUUGGGGUUGCCGUAUCAUCCUCGAGCUCUCUGGAGUAUUACGGUUGAAAGCAGAAGCGGCAGAGCUGCUUUCGCAGAAUGCAGAACGAGGCGUGCGUGUUGCAGCAGCGGGAAUGGAAUUCGCACGUAUCCCGUGAGUCGCAUGAAGAAUGCGAGAGGCCCUCAAGGUUCCCACGAGGCCGCCUCUUGGGCAAUGCCUCGUUCUAAGGCGCAACCCCGGUGCUUCUCCACCGCUACUGCAGACUCUUCAGCAUCCAUCAGUAGCAGCAGCAGCACGACCUCUUCAAGUGCCUUUUCGUUCACGCUCCUGAAGGAGGGGAGCGACCACUGGCUGUCGCGUCUGGCUGCAGCCACGCUGCAGCAGCGUCGAGAGUUCAUAAGGAUCCGGGAAGCAGCCCUAGGCAAUUGGCAUUCAGCAGAUCCUUUGUCUCUGUAUCAACGUGCCGCGGCAGUGGUGGAAGAAAAAGAAGGAUAUCGAAUAAGCCCAGUCGCUAUCGUGCUGUUUCAAGCAGAGUACGCAGGGAGAUUUCUUUCCCCCUGCCCCCCCUCCCUUGGACCUUCUCCGACCCCGUGUCAGAAAGCGUCUCCCCCUGCGAUUCCAGCGGGGGCAGCAAACUGUGGCUUCCUUGCCAUAGAACUGCUUGCUGUAGACAGCGGGGAAUCUCGCUUGCUCCGUGCAUUUGGCGUGAGCUCUGUGCCACACUGUCUCCUCCUCGAGAGAGGGCGCGUGUCUGAAGAGCUCCCCGCAUGCGCGUCAAUGGCACGCCGUCAGGCCUUUCUUGCUUCCGCAUUUACCGCGAUCGCUUCUGCCAGUGCCGUGAAACCCCUGUACCCAGUGAGUGUCUAUGGAGGAGAGGAAUAUUUUGUGGGUGUGCUGCUGCGUUGGUCGGCUGCUGCUGCAGUGGCCUCUGCUCUUGGCAAAGAUCCUCGAGAUUCUCAGGAGAUUGAGGUCCUUUCCCCACUAGAGCCUUUUGUUGCUGCUGCUGCCUCCCCCAUUUUUCCCAACGCGCCGCUUCCCCGUUGUGCGUGGAUCGUCGCUGUCAAACUUGGACUGUCUGUGGUGUGCCCUUGGUGGUAUACUGCUGUUGUGCCUCAGGUGCUGCUGCAUCAACUCAAGUCGGCUGUGCUGCUACCCGCGGCUUCCUCUUCUUCUUCCUCGUCGUUUUCUUCUUCUGCUGCUGCUGUUGCUAAACCUUCUUCUUCAGUGCCUCUUUCGCCCAUCCCCGCAGCCACGCGGCAGCCACAGAGUGCGACGUCAAAAAUCAUGCCCGCUGCCCUUUGCCACGGCGACUAUCUGCUGGAUAGCGAUCCAGCAGCUGCUCGGCUCGCGGCGCGAGCGACUGUGGCUCUGUUCGACUCUGCGGGAGUGGCGACGGAGGUGAGGAAGCGCAUGCGCAAGGAGAAAGGCGGAGGGAUGCCUUCUCCCCCCUCUGCGUCUGCCACAGAGGCUGACUCCUCCUCCACGAUGGCGAAGCUGCAAGCGGCCUUGGAUAAGCUUCUUGAGACGAACGAGCCACAGUGGGCUGUCGAUGACUGCCCGAACAUCCGUUCUGCCGCACUGUACAAUCAGCUCGUUCUCAAUCUAAGCCUCUUUCAGCGCGCUCGCGGUGCAGCGCACUAUCCACCGAAGCCUUCUGCUCUUGGCCUCAUGGCGUCAAGGGCUGUUUCCAGCACGAAUGCAUGGCUAGCUGCGCCCAGCUGGCAGCGAGCGGCGUGGCUAGCGCGUGUGCGGCGCUGCCUGGCAGCCCGGCUGUUUCUCGAUGGCUCCGAAUCCGAAGGCUUGCGGCUUGCCGCGUCCUCGCAUGCUGCUUUUUUGCGAGAUGCCGCACAGCACAACUGCAUAGAGGUCAAGCUUGGGGGCGAAUUCGCUGCCUCUGCUCUGACCCCCGUGUCGGCGUUUCCAGACGAGGACGGGAGCAGGAGAAGUGGUGCAGAAACAGCUCAUCCCUUGAACUUGUGGAUGGAACCAAGAGCUCCCAACCCUGGCAGAGCCCUGCUGAGCUCCAUGUACACUGCAUUAGGUACGCUUCUUCCUAGUGAGACACUGCAAAUCAGGGUGCAGACGGGAGGCUCGCUGGCCGAUCUACAAGUGCAGGAACGGGUACUCAGAGGAACACAAUUGAAGGGGCGGCCCGAUGACUUGCGCGUGCUGCACACUGCUGCGGAGUUUGAUGUGAUGGUGAAGGCACAUGAAUUCCAUGAAGCAAAAUUUAGCCAUACAAAGGCGCGCAGAGGAGGCAAACCCAGGAUGAUGCGGGGUCGGUCGGGCCGGUGGUUCUGGUUAGGCCCUUACUGGAAGCCACCGUGGGCCCCCCGUCGGACAUCCGUGGUCGAAGACUGGCAUCUGACAAAUGCUGCUGCGUAA